GUCGCAAAAAAUUAUUUUUGAGUGACCUUCGUUACUUCUCUAACACAUUUUUCCGUAUUAGCUUGAACAGUAUUUAUGAUUUUUCCAGAAUGAGAAAGCACUUUGUAUUGUUCUCAUUUCCAUUUCUUCUCCUAUCCUCCAUGCUGAUCUUCUAUCAGACAACUGUAUUUCGGAAUCAACUGAACGAAGAAAAUGACUACACGGGCGGUCCAAUCGUUCCAUUCAUGAAACGAUCCCUUGCUUUGCACUAUCAAACUUGUGAAUCUUUUCUGAACUCAUUGAAUACAACUGUUCCAGUCCUACUGAUUGAUGUUGAUGUACUCAAGAUGUUAGAUGAAAAUGCUUGUAAUCUACCAACUGGAAGACCAACAAAAAUUGGCGUGGACGUCAAAUAUCUAUCCGCCACGUGGCUCCUGCAAGAUUCCCGGUUUGAAAUUGUCUACUACACUAAUGAUACCGAAAAAGACUUUCUUGAUUUUAGAUCAGAACCCAGGAAAAUCAUUCCAAAAAAAUUCUCAACUUGUUGGGUUGAAAAUCUUGCAGUUCCAGCUGACAUCAAAUUAUUCGUGGAGUUUUGGAAACGUGCCAAAUUUGUCAACUGUAUGAAUUUGCACAUCCCAAGAGCCGGGUCUAAGGUUCGAAUGCCGGCGAGACCAUCAUCCGAAGUGUUAUCCCGUCUUCGAGACGAACUCAUAGAGAAUCGAAUGUUCCCAUUUUUAAAUGGCGGAACCCUUCUGGGAUGGUACCGCGAAUGUUCUGUAAUCCCACAUACGUUGGAUAUGGAUAUUUCUGUGUUUGCAGAGGAUUUUAAUUUGAAUUUUGUGGAACAAAUGGAGCAGAAUUUAUCCGAUUUUCGAAUUAAGAGGAAAUUCGGAAUGACUAAUGACUCGUUCGAGUUGACAUUGGCGCCGAAAACUGGAUUCAAAGUUUUUAUAGACGUGUUUCUAAUGUACAAGGGUGUGGAGAAUGGAUCGGUGACCCAUCAUUGGGUGGGUGGAGUUGCUCCCGACGGCACCAAGUACAAGUACUCCUAUCCUGUUUACGAUCCAUUCUGUGCAGCAGACCUCCACGGUCAUAUAUUUUGGGUCACUUGUACUCCGAACGAGAAAAUUGUGAAAGAGUAUGGCCAACUAUGGUACCUCGAUCACCUGACAUCAAAGUACUCAUGGAAUUCUUCAGGAAAAAAUGUGAAGAAGAACGGAAAAUGGACGAAGGAGCAGAUGAAAAUGGUCUACAAAGUGUUUAAACGGUAGCAAAGGAAAACUCUUUGUGUCGGGGUCGAACCUGCGACCUAUUUUGUCCAGGGAGAGCUUCUUACCGGCUACGGGGGUACCAUGCUUCCACUUAACUGCGCCCUGUGGCUCAGCCGGUAAGAGGUAUGACCUUGACUGGAAAGAUCACGGGUCCGACUUCCUGCCUAAUGAAUAUCCUGUUAACAUCCGGUCAACAUUUCAACGGGUAUUAGUUUUUUUUCUUUCAUUUCAUUUCAUUUCAUAAAAUAAAUUUUUAAUUUAUUUAUCUGAAAAU
This is a messenger RNA of Caenorhabditis elegans, 1527 nucleotides long. RefSeq lists its product as uncharacterized. The record is from RefSeq and is marked reviewed. The transcript is spliced from 8 exons. The coding region runs from base 90 to 1253 and encodes 387 amino acids. Gene Ontology annotation, cellular component: membrane. NCBI's taxonomy places the organism in Eukaryota, Metazoa, Nematoda, Chromadorea, Rhabditida, Rhabditidae.